Molecule: messenger RNA, 948 nt
Organism: Seriola dumerili (greater amberjack)
Lineage: Eukaryota; Metazoa; Chordata; Actinopteri; Carangiformes; Carangidae
Product: olfactory receptor 51D1-like
Exons: 3
Coding region: 1-948 (315 amino acids)
Biological process (GO): G protein-coupled receptor signaling pathway
Cellular component (GO): membrane
Molecular function (GO): G protein-coupled receptor activity
Source: RefSeq, a predicted model, not a curated record
AUGACUUUUCCUUAUCAGCUCACAUUCAUCAGAGACACCUUCACCACAGCAUUUGUGAAGAACCUGAUAGUGGCUCUGGUCUGGCUCACCCUCACUUACAUCAAUGGCACCUUGGUUGCCACUUUUUUCAGACACCAGACCUUUUAUGAAGACCCUCGUUACAUCCUCUUCAUCCACAUGGUGAUAAAUGACGCCAUCCAGCUGACCGUCACCAUCACACUUUUUAUCCUCAGCUACAUCUUCUACAAGAUUAACGUCUCUUUCUGCUGCUUCUUUAUCCUGGUGGCGGUCUUCACCACCAGAAACACCCCGGUUAACUUAGCAGGCAUGGCCAUCGAGCGCUACAUUGCUAUUUGCGAACCUUUCCGCCAUUCCCAAAUCUGCACUGUGAGAAGAACCUACAUGGUCAUCGGCCUGAUUUGGUUUAUAUGUGUGGCCCCAGAUAUCACAGAUCUAUUUGUGACGCUGGCGACUGAGUCCCUGAGCUUCUUUCACGGGUCGGUGUUCUGCUUGCGCCAGAAUGUGUUCAAAGACCCGAUCCUUGCAUACAAGAGACAAGCCUUUGAUAUCAUCUACUUCUCCUGUGUGUUUCUGACCCUAAUCUUCACCUACUUGAGAAUCAUGUUUGCAGCCAGAGCCAUCUCCACAGAGAAGACGUCGGCACAGAGAGCCAGGAACACCAUCCUGCUCCACGGUGUCCAGCUGGCCAUGUGCCUGCUCUCCUACAUCUCCCCCAGUGUGGAGCUGGUUCUACAUCUCAUCUUCCCAGGACGAAUCCUAGAAAUCAGAUUUGCAAACUACCUGAUCGUCUACAUCCUGCCCCGCUUUCUGAGCCCAAUCAUCUACGGUGUUAGAGACAAAAAGUUCAGGAAGUACUUCAAGAUGUACCUUCUGAGCAACAGCUGCAGGGACAAACUGCAGAGAGUGGCCCCCCAGCACAACAAAUAA